CAUUAUUGCUCUGCGCAUCCAAGCCAAGCGCACGAGUCCGAAAGCAAUACAAGAUGAUGUCAAUCGACAGGCGCACCCUCGUUCCGAAUCCAGAGAGAGAGAGCGCGCGCGCCGUGUAAGCACAUAGCUGCGCGUGGGGAAGUUUAGUAUACCUCAUAUAAUAACUGUGUUAUUGAACGGAGUCAAUUCCAGAAAUUCUCGCCUACUUCGCUAGAUUUAUUUUAUUUUAUUGGUGUUGGGGAAUAAAACUGUCUCACUUAACGUUCGCCUUUUUCGUUUUUCUUUAGUCCGCCUGCGCUCUUGGAUCUUUUUGGAGAUGUCUGAGUUUAACCACUCAAAUCUAUCAGGCGGAAACGCUCCAGACCCGGACUACAAGUGGACAUAUGAGUAUUACGACGAUGAUGAGCCUGUUUCGUUCGAGGGACUCAAAGCGCACCGAUACUCCAUCGUGAUAGGCUUCUGGGUGGGCCUGGCUGUCUUUGUCAUCUUCAUGUUCUUUGUCCUGACGCUUCUCACCAAGACAGGAGCUCCACAUCCCGAAGGAGCUGAGCCCUGCAAGAAGCGUGUUCGUCUGACCAGCUGUGUGGAGGACCUCCGCCCCCCUGCAGACCCUGACAACCGGCCCUGCCUCCAACUGGACUCCUCUCUCAGCCGCUCCCUCUUCCACUGCUACAUCAAUGAGGAACAGGCCCAGGGGGGGUCCAGGCCUAGAGCUGGAGCAGGAGCUGUGGGAGCACCCAGUGGAGGGCUGGUCCAGGGGCCGGGGCGAGGCAGGUCAGGCAGGUCAGGCAGCCCAGAGGAGGGGGUGGUGGUGGGGAUGGAAGUAGGUGUCAGCCGUGCCCUGCAAGGGGCUGCCAUGUUGGGGGGGAACCGGACUGACCACAGAGAGGCAAUGUCCCUGUCCCACUUCAACAUCCCUAACGUUGUGGACUCCGAGCACAGCUCCGCCCUGGGGGCGGACGAUCUGCUGCUGGGGGAGCCACCAAUCAUCAUGGAGGGGGAGUGUCAUCGGCCCCACAGCGCACAUCACAUGAUGGACUAAGGUACCCUCUACUUCCUGGGGAACCACCAAUCAUCCUAGAGGGGGAGUGUCAUUCCCAUGGGGUCCAUCACACGAUUGACUGGGGGAACCACCAAUCAUCCUAGAGGGGGAGUGUCAUUGGCCACGUAGCGCCCUUCAGAAGAUGGACUGUCCUGCCCAUCACAUAAUAGACUAUGGUCCUGCUUACUUCUCACACCCACCUCCGUUAGGACAUUAUAGAUAAUUAUGGGGACAUCACAGGACUCACCAGCCUUAUAUAGAGAGUUGUGUCAACCGAAUUCAUGGAGGUUCAAAUAAAUCCUAAUCUAACAUUCUGUGUUGUGCCAGUCAUGUACAGUGCAAGCUCUCCUAAUUAGGCUGUGGUUCCAGCUUCUCACACCACCUCCAUUGUGAGGACAUUCUGGAUUAUUAUGGAUCCUCCUACAGUAACUGUACCUCCUGACAUUUUCAUUCUGUUCAGAUUUGGUUCUAGCUAAAAUACUGUACAGUCAAAAUAUAUAAACAUUCAAUGUUAAUUAACAAUACAGAGUUAAAUAUACAUAUAUGAUAUGCCCUACUUUUCGAAUCUUUAUGUCAACAAGGUUGCCUACGCAGAGCCAGAACUUGUGACGCCACAUCUCAACGCUAAACUGGAAGUCCAGCUUCAUCAAGUUGAUUAGAAUGUUUUUUGUAUUUAACCUUUAUUUAACUAGGAAGUGAGUUAAGAAUAAAAUAUAAUUUACAAUGACAGCCUACCCCGGCCAAAUCCUCCCCUAACCCGGACGACGGUGGGCCAAUUGUGCGCCGCCCUAUGGGACCCCCGAUGACAGCCUGAACCCGGAACUGUAGAGACGCCUCUAGCAGUGCCUUAGACCGCUGCGCCACUCGGUCCCCCCGUAUAGUGGUGGAGGCCUUGCAGGAAUCAGUUAAGGGGAUGGAGACAACAGAAGAGGCAAGGAGAAUUUGAUACAACAACCAAAAUGCACCAGAAAGGCAAGACUCUUCUCUUGGGUUUUCAAUUCAACAGCCGUCUGAAUGUUGUCCUUGUUCAGUACUAAUCGUAGCACACCUGUUCCUCACUAUAAACUGUCAUAGACAUAACUUUUUAUAUACCAUGCUUUGCUCCUGUCAAUGCUUUACCUACAUGUCAUAUCAGCCUCGUCUGCCAAGUCUAUAGAAGGUUGUGACUACAUAAAACUAAACUCAGCAAAGAUAAUUCGUAAAAAUCCAAAUAACUUAAUAGAUAUUCAUUGCAAAGGGUUUCCCAUGCUUGUUCAAUAAACCAUAAACAAUUAAUGAACAUGCACCUGUGGAACGGUCGUUAAGACACUAACAGCUUACAGACGGUAGGCAAUUAAGGUCACAGUUAUGAAAACGUAGGACACUAAAGAGGCCUUUCUACUGACUCUGAAAAACACCAAAAGGAAGAUGCCCAGGGUCCCUGCCUUAGGCAUGCUGCAAGUAGGCAUGAGGACUGCAGAUAUGGCUAGGGCAAUAAAUUGCAAUGUCCGUGAGACGCCUAAGACAGCGCUACAGGGAGACAGGAUGGACAGCUGAUCGUCCUCACAGUGGCAGACCACAUGUAACAAUACCUGCACAGGAUCGGUACAUCCAAACAUCACACCUGCGGGUCAGGUACAGGAUGGCAACAACAACUGCCCGAGUUACACCAGGAAUGCACAAUCCUCCAUCAGUGCUCAGACUGUCCGCAAUAGGCUGAGAGAGGCUGGACUGAGGGAAUGUAGGCCUGUUGUGAGGCAGGUCCUCACCAGACAUCACCGGCAACAACGUCACCUAUGGGCACAAACCCAUCGUCUCUGGACCAGACAGGACUGGAAAAAAGGGCUCUUCACUGACUAGUCUCGGUUUUGUCUCAUCAAGGGUGAUGGUCAUAUUCGCGUUUAUCGUAGAAGGAAUGAGCGUUACACCGAAGCCUGUACUCUGGAGCGGAAUUGAUUUGGAGGUGGAAGGUCCGUCAUGGUCUGGGGCGGUGUGUCACAGCAUCAUCGGACUGAGCUUGUUGUCAUUGCAGGCAAUCUCAACGCUGUGAGUUACAGGGAAGACAUCCUCCUCCCUCAUGUGGUACCCUUCCUGCAGGCUCAUCCUGACAUUACCCUCCAGCAUGACAAUGCCAUCAACCAUACGUCUUAUUCUGUGCGUGAUUUCCUGCAAGACCGGAAUGUCAGUGUUCUGCCAUGGCCAGUGAAGAGCCCGGAUCUCAACCUCAUUGAGCACCUCUGGGAACGGUUGGAUUGGAGGGUGAGGGCUAGGGCUAAUCCCCCUCAGAAAUGUACGGGAACUUGCAGGUGCCUUGGUGGAAGAGUGGGGUAACAUCUCACAGCAAGAACUGGCAAAUCUGGUGCAGUCCAUGAGGAGAUGCACUGCAGUACUUAAUGCAGCUGGUGGCCAGACCAGAUACUGACUAUUACUUUUGAUUUUGACCCCCCCUUUGUUCUGGGACACAUUAUUCUGUUUCUGUUAGUCACAUUUCUGUGGAACUUCUUCACUUUGUCUCAGUUGUUGAAUCUUAUUAUCAUACAAAUAUUUACGUUAAGUUUUCUGAAAAUAAACGCAUUUGACAGUGA
Messenger RNA from Salvelinus fontinalis (brook trout), 3606 nucleotides. Its product is annotated as melanocortin-2 receptor accessory protein 2A-like. Gene Ontology annotation, molecular function: type 3 melanocortin receptor binding; type 1 melanocortin receptor binding; signaling receptor regulator activity. The record is from RefSeq and is a predicted model, not a curated record. The transcript is spliced from 3 exons. Gene Ontology annotation, cellular component: endoplasmic reticulum; plasma membrane. Lineage: Eukaryota; Metazoa; Chordata; Actinopteri; Salmoniformes; Salmonidae. Gene Ontology annotation, biological process: protein localization to plasma membrane; regulation of adenylate cyclase-activating G protein-coupled receptor signaling pathway. Bases 317 to 1042 code for a protein of 241 amino acids.